AUGGGGCUGCUGCUGCCAAAGGGGGGGUCGGUCGCGCACACGCCGCAGCGGUGGACGCCAGCCGCCGAGAGGCCGCCUUCGGUGGAGGAGGAGGAGCCGCCGGACGACUUCGUCUGCCCAAUCACGACCGAGGUGAUGAGCGACCCGGUGAUGGCGGCGGACGGGCAUGCUUACGAGCGGACGGCGAUCGAGCGCUGGCUCGCGACCAAGUCGACGAGCCCGCUGACGGGCGGCGAGCUCGAGCACAGCAUCCUGGUCCCCUCCCACAUGCUGCGCCGGAUGAUCCGGGACUGGGAGGGGGCGCGCAAGGCGGCGUGA
Molecule: messenger RNA, 318 nt
Organism: Emiliania huxleyi CCMP1516
Lineage: Eukaryota; Haptophyta; Isochrysidales; Noelaerhabdaceae
Exons: 2
Coding region: 1-318 (105 amino acids)
Biological process (GO): protein ubiquitination
Molecular function (GO): ubiquitin-protein transferase activity
Source: RefSeq, a predicted model, not a curated record